AUGGCCAAGGCAGAUACCCUGUUUUUGUGGCCCCACGCCCUGGAACCCAUCCAAGAUCGCCUGGAUACGUGCCCGGGCGGGUGGCCCCAGUCCGGUCACCACCACCCGCUAAGGCACCCCCACCUCCCCCAGUUAAACCCCACGGCCCACCACCACAGAGACCGGUCUCACGCAGCCAGACUGAGGACACAUGAUGUCCUGGAUGAAAACUGUCCAGACCAUAACCCUUCUCUGAGCAGUUGGAAUCCAGGUCAUCAACCAGACAAGCCUAUUGUCGUCAGAAAGGGACAUUUAUUUAGACUGGAAACGUCUGCUUCUUUUCUUUCCCUAACAAUCCAAUCAGGAGGUCGGGUAGUUUUUGCAGACAGCCCUGAUGGUGCCAAAAACAUAACCGUUAGAACUGGAUACAUCCUCAUAGAAGAUGAUGGAGCCCUGCACAUUGGAGGCCCCAAAUGCCGCUAUCGUUCCCGUGCAUCCAUCGCUCUAUUGGGUCGUUCGAACAGCCAAGCGAUCCCUAAUGUUCCUGACUUUGGCCGCAAGUUCAUAGGGGUCAUGAAGCGCUACGACACCCAUGAUUCCCGCAAUGACAGCCAGCGGCUCACUCAGCAGCUCCGGGCGCUGCCAGAAGGACGCAUUGUGGCCCUGGCUGUCGGCGAUUCAGCUGUGAAAAGUCUUCUGGAUGAGACCAAGAAGGCUAUUGAAGAGAGGCUGGGGAGCAGCUAUGUCUAUGACCUCAAGUACAGGCAGGCAUGGGCCUUGGUGGCAGUGGUGGGUGGCGGUAAUACCUCUUGUUCAGAGGAUGUAAAAGAGCAUGAAAACCAUGAGACCGGUGGCCAAGCCUGGGCAAGACGCAACUUCACCACAGUCAAUGGAGUGGGCUUUUCCGUCAGUGCUUACAGUGAAUGGAAAAAUGGAGUCGCCAUCUCAGGCUUCCAGAUUGAUGCUCUCGAUCAGGUUGUGUUGAAUCUUCAGGAUGAAGUUCAGAAAAGUUGGAAACCUAAAGAUCAAGUGGUUGUGGCCAGCACCGACUACUCCAUGUUCCAAGCGGAGGAGUUCACGCUGCUGCCCUGCCCUCACUGCAACAGUAGACAGGUCAGGAUACAAGGGAAACCACAGUAUAACCAUGUGGGAGAAAUCUUAGAUGGCAUUGAUAUGCGCGCUGAAGUGGCUCUACUCACCAGAAAUAUUCUUAUCUAUGGAGAAAUGGAAAACACUUGUUAUGAUGACAAUCUGUGCCAAUACUUUAACUACGACACAUUUGGAGGCCACAUCAAGAUCCUUGGCAACUUUUCCUCAGUGCAUCUUUCUGAUGUGGAGCUCAAGAACAUGGGCCAGCAGCGGGAGAAGGGCCGCUACCCACUGCACUUCCACAUGUGCGGGGACGUGGACCGCAAAGGGGGCUACCGGGAGCCCGCCUACGUGGACGGACUGGCCAUACACCACUCUUUCUCACGCUGCCUAUCUAUACAUGCCACCAAUGGGCUGUUGGUGAAAAACACAGUCGGUUAUGACACUCUGGGCCACUGCUUCUUUUUGGAAGAUGGUAUUGAGCAACGAAACACUUUUUACCAUAACCUUGGCAUGCUCACACGACCAGGGACACUGCUGCCCACUGACCGCAAUGAGACUAUGUGCACAGGCAUCCGGGACAAAGUCUACAAGGGCUACACUCCUUCUCCAAGUACAGAAUGCAAGGCAGUUUCAACAUUCUGGAUUGCCAACCCAAACAACAACCUUAUCAAUAACGCAGCUGCUGGGUCACAGGAUGCUGGCAUAUGGUUCGUGUUCCAUAGCGCUUCCACUGGCGACUCUCACGGACUGGUACCGGAAACCAAAGCAGAGCUGACUCCUCUAGGGAUUUUCUACAACAAUCGGGUACACUCAAACUUUAAGGCUGGUCUCUUCAUUGAUAAAGGAGUGAAGAUCACCAAUGCCAGUGCAGCUGACCCCAGAGAAUAUCUCUGUCUCGAUAACAAUGCUAGAUUUCGUCCACAUGUAAAUGCUGAUCCGAGUCGACCUCGUGUGUCUGCUGUCAUCGACACACUAAUAUCCUUCAAGAACAAUGACCUGGGCGCAUGGAUCAGAGGUGGUGAUAUUGUCAUUCAGAACUCUGGUUUUGCAGACAAUGGAGUGGGACUCUCCUUUGCUAGUGAUGGAAGUUAUCCCAAGGAUGAAGGCUCCAGUCAAGAGGUUACACAGUCUCUAUUUGUUGGCGAAAGUCCAAACGGGGGAACCAAUGGGGGACAAAAUAAAUACUGGGGCCAAGGAGGAGUGGAUGGAAAGAACAGGACGCUGCCCAGAAACAGGACGUUUCCAAUAAAGGGAUUCCAGAUUUAUGAUGGCCCUGUACGACUCACCAAAAGUACUUUUCGGGGCUUUCUGCCCACAGCGGAGCGCUACACCAGUGCAGUGGGAUUCAACCUAAAGAACACUUGGCAACUAACCCCUCGCAAUAACUUGUCCCAGCUGGCAUUUCACAACACUGUGAGUCUGCGAGCAUUCUUUGGGCGACCAGGUCAAUGGUUUGAGGAAAAUGAUUUGGACGGAGACAAGAAUUCCAUCUUUCACGAUGUAGAUGGUUCAGUAACGGGCUACAGAAAUACUUACGUGGGAAGAGCAGACAAUUACCUAAUCCAGCAUCCGGACUGCAUCCCCACGCCGCAAUGGAACGGCGUGAUUUGUAGUGGUCAAUACGCUCAAGUGUACAUACAAACUCAGGGAGCACCUGGCCUUUCCCUAUCCAUCAGCCGCGAUGAAUACCCCAGUUCACCUCUGACAUUGCGAGGUAUUAACAGCCAGGGGGCCUUGUCACAGCAGUACCAACCUAUCCUUAUGAUGGGCAAGAGCUACACACUGCACUGGAGUGGACCUGCUCCCAGAGAAGUGGUACUUUCUAUGAUCAACUUUGACAAAGAUGACUGGGUCCUGGUAGGUUUGUGUUACCAGGCUGAUACAGUCUUUCGGAUCAUGGCUGAUAUCAACGACAGGCAAAGCAACACAUUUGAUGACCUUACUGACUAUGGUACAGUGUCAUCCUUUGAGGAGCUGCAAAAGAAAUCAACGGAAAGAAAGUAUUUCUUUGAUCAAAAUGUUGGCUUGUUGUGGCUUUAUCUUCGCUCACGGCACGGCAGAGAUGGGCACAGCUAUUGUUCUGUAAUGGGCUGUGAGAGAGUAAAGGUUCUGGCCACCACGACUUCGAAACAGACUUGCAAUUGUACCUCCAGGGCUUACCCAAAGUAUGCACUACCACCCUCUGCUUCACUGCCCAUGCCAGUUCUAAACACUCAGCCAUGCCAGAACUGUGGAGCUAAACAGGACGUAUUUUCUAGUGAGCCAUGGACAGAUUAUCUUCAAACCCAAGUUAAGUCACUCAGCAGCAGUGAGCAGAAAAUGGGAGACAACAGCUCUUUUAUAACAGUGAACAAGGAAAACAUGCCCUUCUCCCAGCCUGGUUAUUUUGUGGUGGCUGUGAAUGCCUGUUCUGGCAAAGUGAUCAAGUACACGUUGUUUGGAAAAAUGGGCCUGAAAUUGGAAAACUACCUGAAAACAGGAAUACCAAAAAGCUCAAUAGUACUCAUGGCUACUAGAGGACACUUGGAUGGCAUAGCCAGUCUUGCACAACACCUAGUUCCACUUGGUUUAGCUAAGGUUGCUCAUCUUCAGAAUAAAGAGAGUGUGGCCUUCUGGGGUUUUCAAGGAGGUUCUAUGGCUCCUCCAUGGGGUGAUCUUCUGGCUAGUCAGGGCAAUGAUUUCCUGGGUGUGCAGGAGCGCUACCUGCCUCUGGCUUUGGAGUCGUAUGGAUGUCCACAGCCUGCAGCCACAACACGCAAAGACCUGGAACUACUCAAAGGAGCAACGACGCAAUGA
Molecule: messenger RNA, 3867 nt
Organism: Knipowitschia caucasica
Lineage: Eukaryota; Metazoa; Chordata; Actinopteri; Gobiiformes; Gobiidae
Source: the annotation of a GenBank genome assembly